UGAAGAAAAAAACGAGUAUUUUUUUUUUUACUUAAAGUCUCAAACGCUGCCUGAAGUGUUCACUCCCUGAAGGACCUUCCUUUCCAAACAUUCCCAGUCUUCAAUAUGGAUGUGACAACAAAAUGUAUUGCAGUUCUGGCUAUAAUUUUUGCAUUCAUUACAUUCAACUUAUGGAUUGUAGCUAUGAUUACACCAGGAUGGUUUAUUGCAAGAUGGGAAAAUAUUGACCCACAUAUAAUACAGAAGGUUUCAAAACCUUUAUGGAAAUGGAUCAACAACUUUGGUGACCCCUUUGAAAAAGGCAGUGUGAGUGUAGAUGUUGAAAUGAGCAUAUGGUAUUGCUCGGUGUGUUACAAGGACGCUUGCGAUCAAGUUUCUUGUCAGGAAUUUAUUGGAGAAGCAUUAUUAAGUAAAUAUGGAAUAACGCCAAAAAAGCUCUUUCCUUUCUUAAUUGAUAGUCAAGUAUGGGGGAUCAUGGCGACAUUUUUCUGCCUGUGUAGUUUGAAUCUUCUAGUGUUCAAUUAUGGAAGUGACUCCAGGGUUAGAGCUGGGGGAAUUACCAUGCUGAUGGCAGCUAUGUUUGAGAUGUUCCUAAUUUUGCGCAUGGCCAUGGACAACAUACCUGUUGCAGAACUUUUGAAAAUGAAAGUGAAGAUUCCUUACAGUGUCAUUUUUGCUGGAAUCGGUUUGUUUUUUAGCGUCCUUGUCAUUAUUCUGAGUAGAAAAAUGUAUUCAAAAUCACAUCAUAAUUUGAUCGGUUUCCCAUCAACAACAUCACCACGCUAUACCCAAUUAAAAGAAAGUGACUAAUUCAAUCUAUAACAUGCCAACAAGUACGCUUUGAACUGUGUAUAAUCAUGUUAAAUAUAACAUUUCAAAGAUCAUAACAUAAUGAAAAAAUUCUCAAACAAUGACAUUUUUUUUUAUCAGACUAUGUAAUUUUUUUUUUUACAAAUAAAGUUGUAGAAGACUUUUUCUUAAUUCUUCUUUUUUUAUAAUGUGAUACUAUAAACCAUAAACCUGUUUUGU
This is a messenger RNA of Saccostrea cuccullata (small rock oyster), 1029 nucleotides long. RefSeq lists its product as uncharacterized. The transcript is spliced from 5 exons. NCBI's taxonomy places the organism in Eukaryota, Metazoa, Mollusca, Bivalvia, Ostreida, Ostreidae. The record is from RefSeq and is a predicted model, not a curated record. The coding region runs from base 106 to 810 and encodes 234 amino acids.